Cyphomyrmex costatus is the source of this 1179-nucleotide messenger RNA. RefSeq lists its product as uncharacterized. The transcript has a single exon. The coding region runs from base 1 to 1179 and encodes 392 amino acids. Lineage: Eukaryota; Metazoa; Arthropoda; Insecta; Hymenoptera; Formicidae. Gene Ontology annotation, cellular component: nucleus. Gene Ontology annotation, molecular function: DNA binding. The record is from RefSeq and is a predicted model, not a curated record.
AUGGAAGAUCAAGAAUUUGAACCGCACCAAAUUUGGAACAUGGAUGAGACUGGUUUUCCGACAGUACCAACAAAUGUCGGUAAAAUCAUUGCACCACGAGGCUUGAAACGUAUAGGCCAGGCUGAAGCUGCCGAGCGCGGUACAUUGGUGUCUAUGGCAUUGGCGGUUAACGCAGCUGGCAACUCCGUGCCACCGUUUUUCGUUUUCCCACGGAAAAAUAUGCAGAGCUACUUCAUGGACAGUGCGCCCCCAACAGCUGGAGCUGCAUGCACUGAGUCCGGAUGGUUUCAACAGCCUGAAUUUGUCAAGUACUUGCACCAUUUUAUUAAAUACACGAAUGCCAGUGCAGACAACAAGAUAUUACUGGCCAUCGACAAUCACAUAUCUCAUUUGUCAAUUGAAGCAAUCGAUUUGGCUAUGGAUAACGGCAUUACUAUGGUAUCAUUUCCACCACACUGUUCCCAUAAAAUGCAGCCUCUCGAUGUCUCUAUUUAUGGUCCAGUCAAAGGAUAUUACAGGACUGCGGUCAAAGAUUGGCAAAUAGCAAAUGCUGGAAAGGCCGUUGAAAUUCGGCACAUUCCUGGACUUGCGUGCAAGGCAUUAGAUCAAGCCUUGACUCCAGCAAAUAUUAAAGCCGGUUUUACUGCAACAGGCAUCUGUCCGCUGAAUCGGAAUAUUUUUGGUUCUUCAGAUUUUGUUCAGGCCGCUCAAUCUGAUCAACGACAAACGGCUACUUUAAUUGAGAGAGCCUCUGAUAAAGAAAAUCAACGGCGCAUUUGUGUUUUGACUGUCCAAAUGGAAAUAACAGCACAUGAGGAAGUAUAUACUUCAGAGCCAUCGACAUCAAUAGUUUCCCGAUCUGAAAGUUUAUCGUCGUUGCUCAGUGAUAUUGGGCUAUUUCAACAGGCUACGCCACAUAAAAAAUCCAAUCGCGGCCGUAAACCGAUGAAAAGUGCUGUGCUUACCUCACCAGAUUUUAUUGCUGACCUCAAGGACAAGAAGGAGAAGCGUGAUGCAGCAAAAAAAAAAGAAGGCAGAAAACGCAAAAAAACGAACACAGGCAGCGCAAAUGAAACCGCCACCGAUCAAAGAGCGAGCUGUAAAGAAAAAAUCAUCUUCAUCAUCGGAUCUAGAAGAUGUGGAUUUCUGCAUGAUUUGUAUGAAGGAUUUGCCAGCUAA